Messenger RNA from Condylura cristata (star-nosed mole), 3949 nucleotides. RefSeq names its product exoribonuclease 1 (gene ERI1). The transcript has 7 exons. Gene Ontology annotation, molecular function: 3'-5'-RNA exonuclease activity; nucleic acid binding. NCBI's taxonomy places the organism in Eukaryota, Metazoa, Chordata, Mammalia, Eulipotyphla, Talpidae. Gene Ontology annotation, cellular component: nucleolus; cytoplasm. The coding region runs from base 103 to 1152 and encodes 349 amino acids. Gene Ontology annotation, biological process: exonucleolytic trimming to generate mature 3'-end of 5.8S rRNA from tricistronic rRNA transcript (SSU-rRNA, 5.8S rRNA, LSU-rRNA). The record is from RefSeq and is a predicted model, not a curated record.
AGCCCGGUAAUUUUUCAAGGAAGAAAAGACGAAGCUUUUGGGCUUGUCUCAGAGUGAGUGAGCGUUGGGCGCCAGCAAGUGCCUGUAUACCUGACACCUGGCAUGGAGGAUGGGCAGAGCCAACAGCCUGACGGAGAGGCCGUGGCUCCCGCGCGACUGCGGACGCCGCUUUCGGAGGGUGGGGAGGAGUCGCAGCCUCAGAAUCCUGAGAAAAAGCAGCGAUGUAGGUUUGAUGGCCAAGAUACAAAAGGAUCCAAGUUCAUUACCUCCAGUACAAGUGAUUUCAGUGACCCAGUUUACAAAGAGAUUGCUAUCACGAAUGGUUGCAUUAAUAGGAUGAGUAAGGAGGAACUCAGAGCUAAACUUUCAGAGUUCAAGCUUGAAACCAGAGGAGUAAAGGAUGUACUAAAGAAAAGGUUGAAAAACUAUUACAAGAAGCAGAAACUGAUGGUGAAAGAUGACAGUUGUUGUGACAGUUACUAUGACUAUAUUUGUAUCAUUGACUUUGAAGCCACUUGUGAAGAAGGGAACCCACCUGAAUUCAUCCAUGAAAUAAUUGAAUUUCCUGUUGUUUUGCUGAAUACUCAUACCUUAGAAAUAGAAGAUACGUUUCAGCAGUAUGUGAGACCAGAGAUUAACACACAACUUUCCGAUUUCUGCAUCAAUCUAACUGGGAUUACUCAGGAUCAGGUGGACAGAGCUGAUACCUUCCCACAGGUACUAAAAAAAGUAAUUGACUGGAUGAAAUUAAAGGAGUUAGGAACAAAGUAUAAGUAUUCCAUAUUGACAGAUGGUUCAUGGGAUAUGAGUAAAUUCCUGAAUAUUCAGUGCCGGCUAAGUAGACUCAAAUAUCCUCCUUUUGCUAAAAAAUGGAUCAAUAUUCGAAAGUCAUAUGGAAACUUUUACAAGGUUCCUAGAAGUCAAACCAAACUGACCAUCAUGCUUGAAAAACUAGGCAUGGAUUAUGAUGGACGGCCUCACAGUGGUCUUGAUGACUCCAAGAACAUUGCAAGAAUAGCAGUCAGAAUGCUUCAGGAUGGAUGUGAACUUCGCAUUAAUGAGAAAAUGCAUGCGGGACAGCUAAUGAGUGUGUCCUCUUCGUUGCCACUAGAGGGCACUCCAGCUCCACAAAUGCCGCAUUCUAGGACAUAAUAGCAUUUUUGCUCUUUUACUCUUGGAUCGUUCACUCAAACUGGAGUUGCUACAAAGAGAUAGCAGAUGAAUACUUAUUGAAUUAGUCCUGCAGCGCAAGAUUCAAGCACCUUAAAUACUUAGAAUCUUUACAGUUAUAGAUAUAUAUGUGUGUAUAUGAACAGAUUUUGUAGGGAGGGCAUGUUGAAUUCUUUGCCACCAGCACUUUUGAUAUGAACAGUAUUGGUUACACAGUAAGAGUUCCUGCUUAGAACUGAGUUCUUUAUUUUAAGGUAUCCAAGGUGUGUUCUCUCUGGUUUUAAAAUACAAAGGCUUGUUGGUGCACUCCUUGAAUGUCCUAUCUAAUUAAUCUUAGAAUACAUAAUUAAUUCUUCGUUAACAUCAGUAGAUAAAAUCACAUUUUGAAAUGUACAAAAGAUUGGAAGGUGGGUCUUUACUAGUUUUUGGUUUUAAGAACUUUAUAGUGCUUUUCAGUUUUGAAGUUUGUGACGUUCAGCUAUGUGUUAUGAAUUUCAUGAAGUGCUUGGCACACUCACUCAUCUACCACAUUUCUUUUCAGUUCAUAAUUGGAAGACUUGUGAUAAAUUUAUUGGGUCUAAUUAAAAAUUCAGUUGCUGAUGAAAUUAAGGAAAAAUCAGAAGAAAAUUUACCUUUUAAAGGACUCUUCAAGAGCUAUAAUUGGAACUUACAGUACACAGAUAAACCAGUGGGUUUACUUUGGACUUGACUUUUGGGUUCCCCUCCCUCUUGUGACAUAGAUCUGCCCAAAUUCUUAGAUCUGAGAGAUCAUGCUUUGAAAUAGACUUCAAAUUAAGGGUCAUCAUUUAAUUUUGCAUUUGUAGAGAAGAUGAUGAGUGAAAGUGAAAUGUUUUCUACCUUACGUUUUUAUUACUGAAAACUGAUUUCACAUAGUCCGUGGCUACUAAUGUUAAAUAUUUAAUUCUUAACUUAUUCUAAAAACAAAAGUGCUUACAGAGUUGAGAAAGUAAAACUCUUCUUUAUCUCAAAGCUAAAAAUACAUAUUUUCAGAAUUGAAUUUCCCUUGCAGCUUUCAAGGUACAAUUUCAUUAACAUUGUUCCUUUGCCUUACUUUCUGAUAAUAAUUAUGAUGCUGCUUUAUUUUAAUGAUUUAUGUAUUAUAAUCACAUGAAUUUUAUAAAGGUCUUCUAACUGAUGCAUAGGAGAAAAGUGGUUUUUUUUUUUGUUUGUGUUUUAGUUUGAGUUGAGUUGUGGUUUCUUGCUUGAAGGAAUGAAUUUCUGCCUUUGAGUAGCAGUCAUAGAAUCAGUAUAAUAACUAAUAAUUGGACAAAGACAACCUGAUAUGGAUUAUAAUAAAACAGGAGAGCUAAGUAUUUUAGGAUUUAGAAUAGAAUUGGGUAUAUGCUGAGAUUUUCAUGAAUUCAAAAUACCCCCAUAUAAAUUUUCCAUAAAUUGUUGCUGAAAGUUUUAACAUUAUUCAGGUACUUAAUGAAUUACUGUGCCAGGGCAAAGGAAUAGAAAAUAGCAAAUUGCUCUGCAGAUGUGGCCUCUGGGUUCCCUAGGCAACUCUUUAGGGGGCUUUCCACAUAAUCACCUUACUAGAGAAUUUAAGUUUGUGCUGUGCAAAACUGAUUUCAUCAGUUUCCAGAGUUGCUUAUCAAUGGCCAAAACUAUAAUUGGGAAGUCUGAGAAUGGCAAAGGAAUCUUGCAUUGUCCUUUUUUGUUUCUAAGUCAAGCUGCUAAUUCUUUGCCUAUAUUCUUUUUGCCAAAUAUCCCAAGUACCAUCAAGCUCAUUUUGUACUUUUUUAGACUUUCAGUGUUAGCUCUUACUACCCUUUUUGCUUAACCAAAUAUUUUAUCUAGUGAAGCUUUAUAGCCCUAAUUUUUAAAAUUUAUUGAGGAAUAAUUGACAAACACAGUUAAAUAUAUUUAAAGUGUAAAUGUGAUGAUUUCCUAAAUAUCUACAGAUUGAUUACCAAGUUUAACAUAAUUAACACACCCAUUACCUCAUAUAGUUAACUUGUUUUUCUUUUUGGUAGUGAGAAUGCCUAAUUAAUUUAUUCUCAGCAUCUUUCAAGUAUACAAAAUCUUAUUAUUAACUAUAGUCAUUAUUUUUUGUAUUCUUUGUAUUAGAUUCUUUUCUUGUAAUUGAGAAUUUCUACCCUUUGACCUAUAUCACCCUGUUUCCACUAUCAGACCUUGGCAACCAACAGUUUUCUGUUUCUGUGAAAUUGGCUCUUUUGUUUGUGUGUAUCACUUCUACAUGUAAGUGAUACUAUAUAGUAUUUGUCUUUCUCCAUCUGGCUUACUUCACUUAGCACUCUAGAUUUAUCCAACAUUGUUAUCGAUAGGGUUUCUUUUAUAUGGCUGAGUAAUAUUCCAUUAUGCAUAUGUAUAUACUAUUUUUAUUUUUUCAAGUUUUUAAAUUUUCUCUUAAUAGAAGUGUGUUUAAUUACAGCAUAUUUGUAAAUUUUCAGUCUUCUGUAAAUGAUUCUGGUUUCAUACCAUAGUAUGAAGAAGAGAGACUUGAUGUUUUUUCAGUCUUAAAUUUGUUAAGACUUAUUUUGUUACCUAACAUGAUCUAUCCUGAAGAAUAUUCACUGUGUGCUUAAAAAAAAUGUAUAUUCUGCUGCUGUUAAAAGGAAUGUUCUGUAUGUAUAUACUAGUUGGGUUCUGUUUGGUUUAAAACACCAUUCAAGCUUAUUUCUUUAUUGAUUUUCUAUCUAGGUGAUUUGUUGUUGAAAGUAGAGUGUAUAAAGUUACCUACAGUUAAUUGUAUCACUGUUUUGUCUUCAGUUCUUUUAAUAAUUGUUUAGUA